Molecule: messenger RNA, 2991 nt
Organism: Ruditapes philippinarum (Manila clam)
Lineage: Eukaryota; Metazoa; Mollusca; Bivalvia; Venerida; Veneridae
Exons: 1
Coding region: 1-2991 (996 amino acids)
Source: RefSeq, a predicted model, not a curated record
AUGGUGCAAAGCUCAUUACAGUCAACCUACAUAUUCAUACAGAGGUUCCGAACGAUAUGGAAUAGUGCAAGUUCGUUUUCAGCACCAUACACAAGUAAUCGGAGUAAAAGAAUUAAACUGAUGAAUAUAGGUAUAUUCCUUUUAUCUGUCAUAUCAGUUGGAGCAUAUAUCUUUACAGCAAAUGUAGACAGUGGAGUUGAAAUAAACAGUGCAGCUACAUCAAACAGUCAAUGUGGUUUAUUGAUAUUUGAAAACGGACAGGUUCUACUUUUAGUUACGUCCAUGCUUAUUGCACUACCCUAUGUGGUGUGUAUACUUCUUUAUGUGGUAUUACUUUGUCACAAUCGGAAACACACUUUAUCAAAGGUGAUGUUCAGAACACCGAAAAACACUAACAAUGUGGAUAGAGAGAUUAACCAUAAAGGAAAAAAUAGAAGCUUUGAAGAGCCAGUUAUUAUAACACAUGAAAAGAAAAGCUGCAGUCGUUUGGUUGAAACUUCAGUUCCUUGUAUAAAUAAGGAACAAGAACAGCAAUUUAUGUAUGGACCAUCCAAGGAGAAGGAGGUAUUAGAUCAAGGAAACAUGACAAAGAACAAAGAUAUAGAAGAAUAUCAUUCCAGCAAAACUUGCACGUCAGACAAUAAAGACUGCAGCGCAGGUAAGACAGCUUGCAGCUUAGACAACACAAUUUGCAGUUUACACAACAUAGUUUGCAGCUUAAACAACACAACAUGCUGCUCAAACAACACUAUUUGCUGUUCAGACAACACAACUAUCAGCAAAAAUAACACAACUUGCUGCUCUGAAAAAGCAAGUUGCAGCUCAAAAAACAUAGCUUGCAGCUUAUCCAACACAACUUGCAGCUCGGACAACACAACUUGCAGCUCAGACAACACAACUUGCUGUCAAAACAAAGCAACCUGCAGCCCAGACAACAGAACUAGUAGCUCAGACAUCACAACUUAUAGCUCAGACAAUACAACUAGUGGUUCUGAAAACACUACUUGCAGUACACACAAUACAAGUUGCAGUGUAGAAAACACAACUGACAUCACGAAAUACACGAUGUACAAAUAUGAGGGUAAGACUAGCGAUUUGAAUGACACAACACACAGUUCUAGCAACACAUUAAACGACAUAUUAAAUGACUCGAACAACACAAUUAAUGAAUCAGACAGCAUUGUUAAAGACAAAAACAACAUUAUUUCUAAAUCAGACAUAACAGACAGCGGCCCAAACAACACAAUUUGUGAAUCAAUUAACACAGACAAUUGCUCAAAAAACAUAAUUAACCAAACAGACAGCGCAGACAAUAGGUCAGUAAACGCAAUUAAAAACUCAGACACGACAAUCACGGACUCGAACAACGCAAUUGAUAACUCAGAAAACACAUUCAACGCACCACCAAACAACACGUACACGGACUUGGACAGCGCAAAUACUAAAUCAGAUAACACAGAUGCAAACUCUGACAUCGCAAUUAACAACUCAGACAAUACUAUCAACGGCUCAAACAGCACAAUUUAUCAAACAGAGAAUACCAUUAACGGCUUGCAUAACAUAUUAAAUAACUCAGGCAAUACAAACAACGACUCAAGCUACAUAAUUAAUGCAAGAAACUCAGAUAAUGCAGUCAACGGAUCAAGCAUCUCACUUUAUAUUUUAGACAACAGUGACACUGGCUCCAACAGUCAUAUUUAUGAAACAGACAACACAGUCAAAGACUCGAAGACUCUAAUCAUAAACUCAAACAACAGGCACAGUGGCUUAAACAACAUAAUUAACCAAACAGACAGCUCAAAUAACCAAAUUAAAAGGUCAGAAAACCCUGUUUGCAACUCGAAUAACACACUUAAUAACCCAGACAACACAGACAACGGGUCAAACAACAAAAUUAUUGACUCAGAAAACAAAGACACCGAAUCGGACAUCACAAUUGAUAUGUUAAAGUCAGACAAUUCAGUCUACGGCUCGAACAACAUAUUUCAUAAAUCAAACAACAUAUUCAACGGCUCAAUCCACACAACUUAUGAAACAGUCAGCACAGUUAACCGCUCGCAAAAUUCAUUGAACAGCUCAUACAACACAUACAAUUCAAACAAUGCACCCAGUUGCUCAAAAAAUCUAAUCUAUAAACCAGACAACACUGCCAAAUGCCCAAACAACCCAAUUAAAAACUCGGACAACACAGAAAACAGCUCAAAUAGCAAAAUUAAUCAAACAGACAAGGCAUACAAUGGCCAAAGCAACACAAUUAAUCAAAUAGACAUCACUGCCGAUGGCUCGAAUAACACACUUAAAAAUGAAUACAGCAAAGAGAACAGCUCAAACAAAACGAUUGAACAUGACAGCCCGCCCAACACAACUGACAUUUCGAACAACACAACUCAAAGUAAUAUAGAGGCAAUUCCCGAUAUCGCUUCUGAAGAAUUGGACCGGGAAAAGAAAAUGGGAUUCUACUUUGAAAAUGACCAAACUGAAAAGAAAGAUGAAUGUAAAGACCAGUCGCAUACCGAAUCUGCUACUGGGGAAGUUAAGAAGAGCUUGAGUGGUAAUUUACCAAAUAAGCAAACGCUUGACGUCGAGGUGGUGCAGAAUAAUGUGUCUGAAGGUCAUGCAUCUAAACCAGUCUAUUUGAUCGAAACACGUUAUAUAGGGAGUCCCCAUCAAGCCAAAUGUGAAGACCGUGCUCACGUUUCCAACAGACGUACUAUUUUAUCACAAAAUGAAAUACAAGCCAAAAUGCAAAAAAGUAUCUCGAGAGCUAUGAAGGACAUAUGCAUAACUUUAAUAUUCGAGUCUACAUUCCCUUUACUGUACAUGGCUGUAUGCAUAGCUAUACUUUUUCAGGAAUCGCCAGGUAUUAUUGGCUAUUUACGAGCUGUGACUACCAUAUUCAUGUUUACAGCCAACUCUUUAAGGACAACACUGAUGGUCUUCAGAUAUAAAAUAUUAAGAGACGCUGUGCGAAAUAUGUUUCGAAAUAUUUAA